AUGGCAUCUCCGAAUUCUCUCUCCAAACUCGCUAUGGAUUCACAAACCGACGGUUUCAGUGGUUGUUCCCCAAGGCUCGUAGCCUUAGCUCAAGAGCUUCGUCUCUAUAAACCUCCUCGAUCGAUUUAUGAAAUUGAUGUUGAAGAGGAAAGCAUUGAAGACAGUGCCGGGAAGGCUGUUUCUCAAGUGGGUUUUCCAGAGUCUGCAACCCCAAUGGCCAAUGAGCCAAAAAAGUUCAGACCCAAGAGAGCUGCAGUUCUGAUCUGUCUCUUUGAAGGGGAUGAUGGUGAUCUUCGUGUCAUCCUCACUAAGAGGGCUUCCAAGCUUUCUACUCACUCAAGUGAAGUUGCGUUGCCUGGAGGGAAGGCAGAGGAGGCAGAUGCAAAUGAUGUCGAGACAGCAACUAGAGAAGCCAGGGAAGAGAUAGGCUUGGAUCCUUCAUUUGUGAAUAUUGUGACUACCCUUGAGCAGUUCUUGUCCUUGCACCUCAUUAUAGUAAUUCCUGUCAUUGGCAUACUUUCUGAUAAGAAAGCCUUCAAGCCUGCUCUUAAUGCUGCUGAAGUGGAAGCAGUAUUUCACGCUCCCUUGGAAAUGUUUCUAAAGGAUGAUAAUCGGAGAUCAAAAGAGAUACAGUGGGCUGGAGACCUGUGGCUGAUGCAUUUCUUUGACUAUGAAAUGAAUGAUAAGAAGUAUGUGAUAUUUGGUUUAACUGCUGCGAUUCUGAUUAGGGCAGCAUCUGUUGUGUUCAAAAGGUCACCAGCUUUCCUGGAGCAGAAACCAAAAUUUAAGCCCAAGGUUUUGGAUACUUUUAUGCGUUGUUUUUAGUUAUUAUUAAUUUGGUUGUAAUGCAUGUUAUUAUCCUCGGAGAUCAAAGGAGAUACAGUGGGCUGGAGAUGUUGAACUUGGUUAUUUCAAAGUGCAUGGUCUGCUGUACUUUUAGACUAUCAGACCGAUAUAUAAACGUUAGACCUGUUAAGUUUUACUGAUCUUCUGCCUACCAUUCAGAUUAAAACAAGGCUUUGAAAAGAAUAAGAUUUUGGAGCCAAUUGGCAACAAGUGUGAAGCAAUAUCUUCCUGGAGUAUUAUUGUCAAGACACUCACUCUAGAUCUUCCUUCUGAGCUUCCCUCAUGUCCUCCUUCCAUGCGCAGAAUGCUUAUUCUAUGACAUCAAUACCUUUCAGAAUAUAGUUCACAGGGUUGUGGAGGAAAGGCUAUCCAUACUACCAUUUUAGAGAUAGUUUAAACCAGUUCAGAAAAAUAGAAGUUCAGCUGCAAAGCUUCAGCUUGAAUGACGAUCAUGAAAGCCAGAACUGCUCUUUGCCUGAUGAAAGGAAUUUUUCUCUCUUUUCUCCAAAAAAUGAGAAAAACCCUUCUCUGUUGGCUUAUGAAUAGAAGUGGCCUUGCUAUAAGUCAUAUUGUUUUUUCAUGUUUUAGUGUGAAACUUCAGUAUUCAUCCUUCUGAAUGUAGAAACAUUGUAGAGUAUUGAUUCACUUAAAACAUUAACCAAUUAUGAUGGGUGCUUUGACAAGCUAUUCUGUUAG
Molecule: messenger RNA, 1542 nt
Organism: Ilex paraguariensis (yerba mate)
Lineage: Eukaryota; Viridiplantae; Streptophyta; Magnoliopsida; Aquifoliales; Aquifoliaceae
Source: the annotation of a GenBank genome assembly